Molecule: messenger RNA, 1235 nt
Organism: Lemur catta (Ring-tailed lemur)
Lineage: Eukaryota; Metazoa; Chordata; Mammalia; Primates; Lemuridae
Gene: GCNA
Product: germ cell nuclear acidic peptidase
Exons: 10
Coding region: 309-1112 (267 amino acids)
Cellular component (GO): nucleus
Source: RefSeq, a predicted model, not a curated record
AGGCAGAGUUAUGAAAUCCUCAUUAUUAUGGAAGAGGCUUGUAGAGGUUAAUUUGCAAGCCAGUUGGAGGUGAGCUAGAAUCCGCCAUGCCGGAGGCUGCAGCAGCAGACAUAGACAGGUCCGAAGAAGAGCCUGGAGAAUUGUACUUCGAGGAUAUGAUGGUUUCCAUCUCACUCUUGAGUCCAGCGAUGAAGACGAUGAGUCUGAUGAAGGCAGGGAGCCCAUUGUGACCACAACGGAAGCAGAGGAGAUACCAAUCGGAAGAGUUUCUGGAGGAGUUAUUUGAUACUGACGAUGAGCUGACCAUCAUGGAGCCUCUAGUACUUGAGGAAGAUGAUGACAGCAAUGAUUUGAAGGAUGCUGUGGUAAAAGAAGGGGAUUCAUGUGAUCAGGACCAAACUACCUCAGAUGAGAAAGAGCUGGAUGAGUCUACUGUCUCCCAUCGCAAUGCAUCUGAUGAUGUUGGUGAGCAGGAUCUUGGUGGAAAUCUCAGCCAGCCACCAAAUGAUCCUGAGGCUAACCUAGAGAUUUCAGAUAGAAAGAUGCCAACUGAUGAAAAGCCUAAAUCUGUGGCAAAACAACCAAAGAAAAGGAAGCAAAAAACCAAAAAUAUUCGUGUGCCGCCUGCCGUUAAAGGACGAAAAAAGUGUGGGCCUUCCAAGAAGAAACCCAGAGCAGCAAAAGUUGAAAAACGUGAGGCUGGGCAUUGUACGUGCCAAAUACCUGGAUGUUUCUUGCUUGGCCUUGAACACUCUAAACAAUAUUCUGGAAGGAAUUUCAAACAAAAUAAGGAUGAGCUGGUUCAGAAGAUCUACAGCCUGUUUAAUAGCUCCGUCUUUGAUAAACAGCUGCCAGAGAAGAUAGAAAUCAGCUGGAAUAAAAAGAUGCUGAGAACUGCUGGCUUAUGCACCACUGGCGAGAAACAGCACCCGAAGAAGGAGCGCUUCGCCAAGAUCCAGAUUUCUGUGAAAGUCUGCAACUCUGCAGCCUCCUGGCUGCUCGAUGGUGCCCGUGAUUCUCAUGGUGACGCAUGGAAGUAUUAUGCCAAGAAAUCCAACAUGGUACACCCGGAGCUGCCCAAGGUCACCUGUUGCCACAACUAUACCAAUUAACUACAGGAUUCAGUAUGAAUGUACUUGGUGCAAAUUCAGGGUUGGCCGCUGCACCAGAUCGUUGAACACCAAUCGCUUUAUCUGUGCCGUAUGCAAGGGGUCUCUGGUCAUGCUGCCGUUAAC